AUGUUUACUUUAUUGAAGCUUUUGGUGACGAUGCAUCCAAAAAACAUCAAACGGUUUCCAGAUUUUGUGGCAAUAAGCUCACAGCUUCACCUGUCCUGGACACAUAAGAGAUGUCUACAGUUAAAGACCAUAGGCAUAUCACAAACACACAUUUGAAAAUCAUAAGAUAGGACAUAAAAAGCUUUCUUGGAAGACAACAACAACAACGGCAUGCCUGCAGAAAGUACUUUAGGUAUUUGCAUCCGCACAAGUAUCUCGUGACAAUGAAAACUUUUGUCAAAAGAACUUUGAAUUUGCUUUGCUAAUGAACAUACAUGUAUACCCAUAAAUACUUGAGGCCUCAUCAUUCAUGGUUUAUACUUUUGAGCGACAACAACAACAACAACAUUAUCUGGAGGAUAAUGCUCUUGAUCCACAGACUGUCUUGAUACAAAUUUCACAGUUGCACUAGAUACCUAGACAUGUAUAUCUACAGUGCAUGCAGCUCAAAACAACUGUCCAAAAAAUGCGUGUGCAAUUUGUACCUCUGCAUCUGAGUGUGCGUGUAUCUCUGACACAUCUGAUUAGUAUACAUACAUGUAUGGGCCAGCUUUAUACCUCUUUCACAAUUGUGUCUUAUUAAUGUAUAUUUUUUUAUAUGUGCGAUAAAUUCAGGCUUUCUGACCUCGUUUGAAAGUAGGAAUUGUUUUGUAUUUUACACAUGUUAACGAGGUCAGAAAUGGUUAUUAUAAUCCUAUAAAAGGAUACAUAUUUGAUAGGCCACCAGAUUGUAAAAUACGUCUAUUGUCUACAUAUUGCUCUUAUUUUGUGAAAGAUUUGAACCCAGGAGUCAUUUCAUAAGUAGGCUGAGUAUGUUUGUCUGGGUUGAACGUAGUCCUGAAUGUUGACAGUGACUGACGUUUCAACAACCUGUGCAGUAUUCAUCUUCUGAGUGACUCUGAAGAUGAAUACUACAGAUUGUUGAAACGCCAGUGACUGUCAACAUUACAGUCCUAUUCUGGACUACCGUAUUUAUUCGAAUAAGCGCCCAACCUCGAAUUAGCGCCCACCUCGAAUAAGCGCCCAUCCUAAAGGCAGAAAAAGUUAAUAAGCGCCCAGCCUCGAAUAAGCGCCCACCCCACCCCAUCCCUUUUCCCCUCACACCUCCCAAAAAUUGAAUAAGUACUAAUAAGAGACUUCCCCGAAGACGGAGUUUUCUUCAGAGUAUUUUACAGACCUUGCUUUGUUACAUCUUCGCGUUUUGUUUUUACCAUUUAUUGUUUUGUUGCAAAAUAAACAUACUACGCUUGCUGAAAAUGUUGAAAAUUUAAUAAGCGCCCAGCCUCGAAUAAGCGCCCACCUCGAAUAAGCGCCCAUUCUCAAGGUCCAAAAAUUUAAUAAGCGCCCAGGGCGGUUAAUCGAAUAAAUACGGUAUGUUCACCUGGACAUUUAUGCAUAACCUUCUUUUGUUUUUAUUUUGUUGUUAGUUUUUGUGGACUUUAUUGUAACUCAUUGCAUCUUAAACAGUGGGCAUUAACUGAGGAACUGUAUACAAGUAAACACACAUUUAUCUUCCUACAAUGUAACUCAAACAUGUGAACAAGCAUCCACAUCAUUGGCACUAAAUGAAUCUUUGGCUAAAUGUUUUCCAUCCAGUUUGAGCAUCUUGAGGAAGGAUGAACAUGUACAUAUACCAGCAUGCAAAGAAAGACGUGUCUGAUAGUCUGGGGCUAGUGGAUUUUGCAAUUGGGCUAGUGAUUUGUGUUCUUAACUUGCCAGCUGGGCAAGUGAAGUUUUUUGGGAAAUUCAAAUUACAGAAGAACUGUAAUCAAUGCUGCUCAUUAAAUUUUUCGAGGGCUACUUAAAAGACUCUUGGGCUAGUACAUACUAGCAACAACUUGCAUGCCUGAGUGGCUGCUUGAAGCCGUAAAACCGACUUUCUUUGCACCCUGAUAUACAGAAAGUAAACCAAUUGCUCCACUUAGACCGAUUACAAGAAAUGUUGAUGACAUAAAUUUAUAAAGCACAAGUGUCAGUCAUUUGGCUACAGUGAAGUUAGCUAAGAACUGUGGCCAUGCCAUUUCGACUUAUACAUGUAAACAUUCACAGAAACUAUUUCCCAAAGAGUGGAAUAGAGCCAGCGAUGUUUAAUAUUAUUGUUAUGACAUUUGUAAACUUUCCAUCAUGGAUACCCAACAUUUUUUGUCUUUGACAAAAUGUGAAUUAUAUUUAUUUAAACAAUAAUUGCUGACAGUACAAUCUAACUUGACUGUGCAUGUAAAUUAUUUUAUUUACACUGGCAAGUUACUUCAUGUCAAUAUCUCACGUUGCAAGUAAAGUUGCAAAGUCAAUCGGUAUAAUAUCUAGAUGCAGCUUCUUUCUUCCUAAAUCGUCUUUACGUAUGCUCUACUAUUCCUUAAUUUAUCCUUAUUUUUACUACUGCAAUAUCAUUUGGGCUUCGACCUAUAAAACUAAUCUCCGCCACCUUGUUAUCCUGCAAAAGCGCAUUAUUAGAAUUAUUAAUAAAUCACAUUUUAAUGCUCAUACUGACCCCAUCUUUAAGGACCUCGGUAUACUAAAAUUUAAUGAUAUCCAUUUGCUUCAACUGGGCCAAUUUAUGUAUUCUUGCAAAAAUUCAUUCUUACCUCCAAAGUUUAAUAACAAUUUCUCUCAAAGCAAUCAAUUCCACUCUUACAAUACAAGAAAUUCUCAGGCCUACCGUCUACCGUAUUGUCGUACAAACACGAAGAAGUUCUCGCCCUUUUUUCAAGGGCCUAAGUUUUUUAAUUCACUUGACAACAAGAUCAUCAACUCUCAAUCCCUCUCCUCUUUUAAGAAAAAACUGAAGAUUAAAUUAUUGAGUAAGUAUGAAAACAGUUUAUAAAUCUUUCCAUCUUCGACUUUUCGCCUUCUUCUCUUCAAUUGAUGUGAAACAGCUCUAGCUCAUAGUUCGAGGAGGCCUAACCUCUCAUAAGCUCCUAUAGUUUCUGUUAGGUCUCCUCGCCACUUCUUUUUUUUUUUUUUUUUCUUCUUCUUUUCCUAUAUUUUUUGUAAUUAGUGUGGCAAAUAAAAUAAAAUAAAAAUAAAAAUAAAAAUGUUAGAGUCAACAUAGAAUUUUUUUGAAUAUUACUAAGGAUGUAGACCUCAUUUCAAAAUAAAGACUGUCUCUGCUAGUGUGGUUUUUUUGUAUCUGUCAGGCCAAAUCACAUGAAAUAUAUCACCAUAUUUUGUACAUUUUCUGCUCUUAGUAAAGUCAAGAUUGACUAGUAUAAUAUUGAUAAUAACUCUAAAAGGAUAAAAGUGCAGGCUAGCAACUCCAAAAAUGAAAUUUCUUUGCAACUUACUGUUUUAUUUAUAAUUUUUAUUUAUUUUGAUUGCUUGACUGACUAGCAAUAGAAAAAAGUGUUAAACAAUUUAUCUAAAUUUUUUUGUAAUUUAUAUGAACACUUUUAUAGUAAUUAACUAAUAUUUCAUUCUUAGGUUUUACAGUAUCCUUCUUAUAAUUUACUGUGGUUUAAUCAUACUCUACAAGUAUCUAAUUCUCUUUUGUUGUUUAUUGUUGCUGAUAUUCAAAAAUAGUAAGAUUUCUGCUACAAAUAAUUUGAGAGCAAUUUUCUAUGAAAGACCUCAUUAUAGUACCGUAUGUUCCUAGUGAGAUUCUCAAAACAGAAAGAUUAAAGGGACUAUGCCACACUAUUUUUUAGGCAUUGAAACCAUUUGCUAUAGACCUUUGUCACAACGGCCAUUUUGUCCCAGCAGUUAGCCUGGCAGUAAGAAGGAGGCUAGCUGCGCAAAUACAAAGCUUUUUUAAUCUCUUGGGACAAAAUGGCUGCCACAUGACAAAGGUCUAUUGUUUGUAGCUAUGAAUGGCAAGGAUGGACGUUGAUUAAAACUUGAAAAAAAUUUGCCACCCUUUUCAACUUUUAAAGCUUUGUGCUUGCAAAAAUUACAAUCAUAAAAAUUGUUACAGUUAGUGCUCCAUGGUGGAAAUUUUUUUUGGUUACCUUCUUUAAAACUCUAAACAGGUACAAGUAUAUAUGUUUUUAUAUGUGUUAAGGGACUAAGUUCUGAUGUAUAUGUAAGCUGUCCAUGAACAUGCUAUGGUACAACUACGGCAGCACAAUAUUAUUGCAAAAAGAAGGUAGUGUCCAAUAGCUCUGGACUGGUGGAUUUUGCUAUUGCACUAGUGGAUUUCAUUCUUAACUUGCCCAAUGUACAGGACAGUGACAUUUUUUGAGGGAUUAAAAUUACAGUCUAAGAACUGUGUAAUCAUUGCGGUUACCUCAUCAAAAAGUAUUUGGGGCUAGUUGAAAUGACCUUUGGGCUAAUGCAUGCUACUAGCUUAUACAGCUUGCCCAAAUGACAAGCUGUAAAACUAACUUUCUUUGCACCCUGCUGAUGUUGAUUUCCAUCAGACUUCUAGUCCCCUAUUAUUUCAUAAAAUUAAUACUGUUGUAACUCGCAUUCAUCUAGGAUGUAGAUGUACCAAGGGGGGAGGGAGCUGCGAUCCAAGUUUACAGAAGUUAAAGAGGAAGGAUUUCAUUCACACCUCCUGGAUGUGAGCUACAGUGAUGUGAGGACAGUCCCCCUAUUCUCCCCAAAUCAGUGAUCCUAUACCCCCCCACCCCCUCCCAACCCCUAGUCCCAGCGUAGAACUGGUACUCAUCCCUAGGUUGCACUCAGACCAUGGGCAAAUUAAAAGAAAAAAAAGAAAGAAAGAAAGAGAGUGAUUAUCUAAUGUGUUUAUGUAAAGUAUAAAAGUACGGAGGAAGUGGCAAAUUGACCGGGUUGAUUAAGCUGUUGCUGCCAAUCCCACUUGCUGCCUCAUUUAUAUACCCUGUAUGCCUCCAUAUAGCCUUAAAAACGCCUGUUUCACUACUCUAUUUCAGACAAGAGGCUCUCCAAUUAUUUAGGCUAUUGAAUCCGCCCUCCCACACAGAUGUACAUGUACACUGAUUGAAAUCUCCCACAUUUUACAGCCUGUUCAGGGCAACACCCUGUUUGAGAGGCUAAUAGCAAAAUUGUGUACUCAGUUUUAUUAAGACUCUCAACCCGCCAAACCCAUACCAUGUUAACCAUUAAGGCCAAAUAAGGGAGUGCUUUCCCCUGGGAUGCAAAGACAGUAUAACUCUUCAGUACUUCUUGUUUUUGCCUUAGGUGUCCUUGUCGCUGCUGGAGAUGUCAUCAGCCAGCAAUUUGCUGAGCAAAGAGGCACAAAUCAUGACUUCAGAAGAACAGCUCGUAUGGGAGUGGUUGGACUAGUUAUUGGCCCUGUGCUAAGAUCAUGGUAUCUUACACUGGAAAGGAUUGUCCCUGGGACUGCCAAAACUGCCGGCUUUAAAAAGAUGCUGCUGGAUCAGAGUCUUUUUGCUCCUGUUAUGAUAUGCUUCUUUUUCAGCGUGUCCGAGACACUUGCUGGAAAACGACCACAUGAAAUCAAAGAGAUGCUCCAGGAACGCUAUGUACAGACACUGAUCACAAAUUAUAAGAUCUGGCCCCUUGUGCAGUUUCUGAAUUUUACGUUUGUUCCUAUUCAGCACCGCGUUGGCUUUGUCCAAAUUGUAGCAAUAUUUUGGAAUGCAUACCUGUCAUGGAUGGCUAACAAGCCAUCACCUGAUACUGCAGCCUUAACUGUUAAGGGUUCUUUGGAGCUGGUUCAGUGA
Molecule: messenger RNA, 5642 nt
Organism: Porites lobata
Lineage: Eukaryota; Metazoa; Cnidaria; Anthozoa; Scleractinia; Poritidae
Source: the annotation of a GenBank genome assembly